This is a messenger RNA of Gavia stellata (red-throated loon), 1632 nucleotides long. It is a transcript of the gene ETS1, whose product is annotated as ETS proto-oncogene 1, transcription factor. Gene Ontology annotation, cellular component: nucleus. Bases 1 to 1518 code for a protein of 505 amino acids. Gene Ontology annotation, molecular function: DNA-binding transcription factor activity, RNA polymerase II-specific; sequence-specific DNA binding. Gene Ontology annotation, biological process: regulation of transcription by RNA polymerase II; cell differentiation. The record is from RefSeq and is a predicted model, not a curated record. The transcript is spliced from 10 exons. NCBI's taxonomy places the organism in Eukaryota, Metazoa, Chordata, Aves, Gaviiformes, Gaviidae.
AUGGUAUUUCCAUCCUCUCCAGCUCCAGCGCAGAGGAUAGCACCAGGCACCUCUGAGAUGAUGAGUUACUAUAUGGACACAACCAUCGGCAACACAGCCCCUUAUCCUUUGGCUCGCCCUGGAGUGAUGAAGCAAGGUGCUGCCGGCCCCUGUGAGGAUCCCUGGGUGACCUGCGGCUUUCAGUCCGCCUGCUGCCAGCCGAGGACGUGCUGCCCGCUCUGGGACGAGCCUGCCACGCAAGAAGUGCCCACCGGCCUGGAGCACUACAGCACAGAUAUGGAAUGUGCAGAUGUGCCUUUAUUAACGCCCAGCAGCAAAGAAAUGAUGUCUCAGGCAUUGAAAGCCACCUUCAGCGGCUUCGCAAAAGAGCAACAGCGGCUGGGAAUCCCCAAAGAUCCCCAGCAGUGGACGGAGACGCACGUGCGGGACUGGGUGAUGUGGGCGGUGAACGAGUUUAGCCUGAAGGGAGUGGAUUUCCAGAAGUUUUGCAUGAACGGAGCUGCCCUCUGCGCCCUGGGCAAGGAGUGCUUCCUGGAGCUAGCGCCUGACUUUGUGGGAGAUAUCCUUUGGGAACACCUGGAGAUCUUGCAGAAAGAAGAGGUAAAACCGUACCCAGCAAAUGGAGUGAAUACAACAUAUCCAGAAUCCCGCUAUACUUCAGACUACUUCAUUAGUUAUGGCAUCGAGCAUGCACAGUGUGUGCCUCCCUCUGAGUUCUCUGAGCCCAGCUUCAUCACAGAGUCCUACCAGACCCUCCAUCCCAUCAGCUCGGAAGAGCUCCUGUCCCUCAAGUACGAGAACGACUAUCCCUCAGUCAUCCUGCGUGACCCAGUCCAGACGGACUCCCUGCAGACAGACUACUUCACAAUCAAGCAAGAAGUAGUAAUGCCAGAUAACAUGUGCAUGGGACGUGCCAGUCGAGGUAAACUGGGCGGCCAGGACUCCUUCGAGAGCAUAGAGAGCUAUGACAGCUGCGACCGGCUGACGCAGUCCUGGAGCAGCCAGUCCUCCUUCCAGAGCCUGCAGCGUGUCCCCUCCUACGACAGCUUUGACUCGGAGGACUACCCCGCCGCCCUGCCCAACCACAAGCCCAAGGGCACCUUCAAGGACUAUGUUCGAGAUCGGGCCGAUAUGAACAAGGACAAGCCUGUCAUUCCUGCUGCUGCCCUUGCUGGCUACACAGGCAGUGGACCCAUCCAACUGUGGCAAUUCCUGCUGGAACUGCUCACUGACAAGUCCUGUCAGUCCUUCAUCAGCUGGACGGGCGAUGGCUGGGAAUUCAAGCUUUCCGACCCAGACGAGGUGGCCAGGCGAUGGGGCAAGAGGAAAAACAAACCCAAGAUGAACUACGAGAAGCUGAGCCGCGGCUUGCGCUACUACUACGACAAGAACAUCAUCCACAAGACGGCCGGGAAACGCUACGUCUACCGUUUCGUCUGCGACCUGCAGAGCCUUCUGGGCUACACACCCGAGGAGCUCCACGCCAUGCUGGACGUCAAGCCGGAUGCCGAUGAGUGAAGACGGCCGGCCGGGGCGGAGGAUCACCCCGUGUCAUUUUGGAGAGUCAAUGGGACUUUUUCUGUUGGUUCUUUUAUAUUUUUGCUGUUAUUUUUGUUGUUCGUUUUUUUUUUU